This is a messenger RNA of Aureobasidium subglaciale EXF-2481, 3087 nucleotides long. RefSeq lists its product as uncharacterized. Gene Ontology annotation, cellular component: nuclear envelope; cytosol. The record is from RefSeq and is a predicted model, not a curated record. Gene Ontology annotation, biological process: protein import into nucleus. Gene Ontology annotation, molecular function: small GTPase binding. The transcript has 2 exons. Bases 1 to 3087 code for a protein of 1028 amino acids. NCBI's taxonomy places the organism in Eukaryota, Fungi, Ascomycota, Dothideomycetes, Dothideales, Saccotheciaceae.
AUGGAGCAGCAAAUAGCACAGCUCCUUCACGACACGCAGUCGCCUCAGGAUGCUCCUCGUCGCAAUGCUGAGCUGCAGCUACGGAAGCUUUAUACACACACGUCGUUCGCUCCUACCCUGAUCGCCGUCGCUACACACCAAUCCAUCGAUCUGCCUACCCGACAAGCUGCACUUCUGUUCCUCAAGCAGUUCGUGCUGCAAGUAUGGACCCCUCAGUUCGAAGAGUUCAGAGGCGAGAUGCUCGUUUCCGUCGAGGAGCGUGCGAAGCUCAGACAGGCCCUACUUGACCUGGCCACCGACGCCCAUCAGGAAAGAAAGAUCAAGAGCGCCGCUUCCAUUGUUGUCAGCAAGAUCGCUACCGCUGACUUCCCCGACGAGUAUCCCAAUCUCCUUCCUACCUUGCUACACAUCAUCAACAACGGCCAGGACGGUCAAUUACACGGUGCUCUCAGGGUCUUGCAGGACCUGAUCGACGACUGCUUCAACGACGAUCAAUUCUUUUCUGUCGCCAACCAGAUCGUCUCAUCCGUCUUUGCCGUAGCCACCAGCUCUCGCCCUACCAUCCUCCGCGCACUUGCUGUUUCCGUCUUCCGCUCAUGUUUCGACAUGCUGGAGAUGGUCAUGGAGGAUCACAAGACAGCCGUCAAAUCUUUCGUCGAAGAGGCUCUCGCAAACUGGUACCCUUUCUUCCUGGCUACCAUCAACAUGCCCAUAGCAGCCAUACCGGUGGAGCAGGAAGAAUCUCAGAAUCCUGUUGCUGAGGAGUACCGUGGCCUCGUCGCCCUGAAGCUACAGGUCGUCAAGGUACUGAUGAAGGUGCGCACCAUGUUCCCUUCAGCUUUGGCUCCCCAGGCACCUGCUCUCUUUUCUGCUACAUGGCAAGAGCUCAACAACUUGCGUCAAUCCUACCACGACUCGUUCAUCCUCAACGAUCGUCAGGGCAGACUGGAAGAUGCUGAUGGUCUGCCAUACACCCUUGAUUUCCUGGUGCUAGAGGAGCUUGACUUUAUGCAAGCCUGUCUCCGCGCAGCUCCAGUUCGCAAGCAGCUUGAGGAGCAACUGCAGACUCAGUCCAUGCCCGACACAUGGGUCACGGAGGUCAUGAAGCUUACCGUCACGUAUGCACACAUCACUACCGAGGAGGAAGGGCUAUGGGAUAUUGAUACAAACAUCUUUUUGGCCGAAGAGUCAAAUGUCACUGCCAAUUACACUCCCCGUACUGCCUGUGCUGAUCUUGCCAUUAAGCUUGGGGAAUGGCAGAGCUCUGCCACUAUUGAAGGCCUGUUACAUCACACUCGCGAGCUCUUCUCGACAGACUCUAGCUGGAAGGCAAAGGAAGCCGCUCUCUUCAUACUCAAUCAACUUCUGACAGACUACCAUGACACCGACCGUCCGAUAGCUCCUGAAGUCGUGGGCAUCUACGUCGACUAUAUCACAUUUGCAAUGCAACAGGAUCAUGUCUUCCUCCGAGCUCGUGGUCACCUGACCGCUAGUAGCAUGGUCCGUACCGCAGGCGGUGCCAUCAAUGGUGCUGCCACUUCGCUCAUGGAUCAAUCGCUACAUGCUAUAACAAGCGAUCCAUCGGAUGUGGUAAAGGUAUCCUGCAUUCGUUCCAUGCAAGCUUACCUCGCCGAGGUUUCUUCUGACAACAACAUGUCUAUGCAACCUGCCAUCAUCAAUGCCAUUCACCAAUUCAUCACUGAGCUCGACUUCAACGACAUGGACGAAUCUGAAGACAUCAUGAUUGCCAUUGUUGAGACACUCCGCGAUGCCAUUAUGAUUGACACUCGUAUCUGUUUGACAGGCUCUGGCUUGGAUGUCCUCUUCACCCUUGCCAGCUGGUGCGCCGUCAACUAUCAAAUUUACAUCAUCAUCGCCGAAACUUUCGAGGAUAUCACGGAGUCCUUGUCAGGCGCAGGCCCUGAGGUCUACACACAGCUAUGUGCCAAAGUGUUGCCAUCACUGUCUGGAGCCUUUGAUGUCGCAAACCUAACUGAUGAAAACUCUCUGACGAACCUUGCCACCGACAUGCUCUCCGAUCUUGCACGCAAUGGUCCUACGCCUCUGCCGCAAGGCUUCAUCGUCACUGUCAUGCCCAAACUCACGCGUCUACUCCUCGAAUCUCCCGACGAAGAAUUGCUUAAGUCAGCAACCUCUGCCACUCGGUAUAUGCUGGAGAAAGAUCCUGAGCAGAUGUUCAACUGGGCCAAUCAUGACGGUAAGAGUGGUCUUGAGGUCAUUCUCGUCAUCAUUGACCGUCUGCUCGGGCCCACGGUGGAAGACAAUGCCGCCGGUGAGGUUGGUGGUCUUGCUGCUGCCUUGGUAGAGAAAGCUGGAUCCGAUAGACUCGGUCCAUACUUAGCACAACUCUUGAGUGCUGUCGCCCACAGACUCAGCACUGCUACCCAGACUCAAAUCAUACAAAGUUUGAUCCUUGUCUUUGCGAGAUUGUCUCUUCUUUCGGCCAGAGAGGUGAUCGACUUCCUUGCCCAGCUAUCCAUCGGUGAGGAGAACGGCUUGAAUGUCGUCCUGACAAAAUGGCUGGAGAAUUCUGUCAACUUCGCUGGCUACGAUGAAAUCAGGCAAAACAUCGUCGCCCUCACCUGUCUCUACGACCUUCACGAUCCCCGUCUUGACACUGUUCAAGUCAAGGGCGACAUGAUCAUGCCAACCUCCACCCGCAUCAUGACUAGAAGCCGUGCACGCGCAGAACCUGAUCGGUUCACCAUUAUCCCCGCUCCUCUGAAGAUCGUCAAGAUUCUCGUCGAUGAGAUCCUAUCCUCCAACUUGUCUCGCAGUGUCGAAAACCUUGCUCCUGCUUCAGAGAUCGAGAAGGCAGAAUCUGUUGGUAGUGAUGAAUCAGGCUGGGAAGACGAAGACGGCUUCUUGGAUUUGGGUGCUGGCAUCACCAAGGAGGCCUUGAUGGGUAUGGUUGCAGACGACAUGCCCGUCAGAAGUCGUGAUGAUGAGACACAGGCACAUUUACUGCAGUGGUUCGCAGGUAAAUCGCAAGAAGAGGGCUUUGGAGAGGUGUUUGGUCAGUUGAGUGCUGCUGAGCAGCAGAAGCUGAGAUCCAUGGGUCAAUAA